Messenger RNA from Trematosphaeria pertusa, 1628 nucleotides. Its product is annotated as cytochrome P450. Lineage: Eukaryota; Fungi; Ascomycota; Dothideomycetes; Pleosporales; Trematosphaeriaceae. The transcript is spliced from 2 exons. The coding region runs from base 67 to 1596 and encodes 509 amino acids. Gene Ontology annotation, molecular function: heme binding; oxidoreductase activity, acting on paired donors, with incorporation or reduction of molecular oxygen, reduced flavin or flavoprotein as one donor, and incorporation of one atom of oxygen; iron ion binding. The record is from RefSeq and is a predicted model, not a curated record.
GGACAUCUCACUCUCGUCUUUACUCUAACUCUCUCCGCCAUCUCACGAGAAGCGGACAGUGUAACCAUGGCGGCCGUUUCUGUGUUGUCGCUAUUGGCCACCUUUGUCGCUCUAUUCAUCGCGUAUCGUGUAUAUGCCGCGCAAGCUCUGCGACUCAAAGCCCGGAAGCAUGGGUGCCAACCCGCUCCCCGUUACAAGCACAAAGACCCUGUCUUCGGUCUUGAUCUCUUCUUGCGAACUGGAAAUGCCAUCACUAAGCACCAAUUCCUGGUGGAGCACCAGCAGCGCUACGACACGUAUGGCCACACGUUCGAAGCCCUCAAUUUCGGCUCCCAUGCCAUAUAUUCUGUCCAUCCAGAGAACCUGAAGACAGUGUGGUCUAAAAAAGCGGCCGACUGGGGCAUUCAGCCACUGCGCCUGCACAAUAUGCAUCCCUUUUGCGGAAGCGGAUUCAUCACCACCGACGGCCUGGAGUGGAAGCGCUCUCAUGCACUCCUCAAGCCUGGCUUCCACAAGUCGAAUAUCUCUGACUUCACGCCUCUAGAAGAGCACCUGCGGAUGAUGUUGGACCAAAUCCCAAAAGACGGGUCAAAAUUCGACCUUCAGCCCUGGAUAUUCAAGCUGUAUCUUGACAUGAAUACGCUCUUUCUCUUCGGAGAACCGAUUGGGAUGCUUUCAGGGUCUCUUCCCCCAAAUGGAGAAGGGUUCUUGGAUGCAUUCCAAGCUGGCUUCAACGGAUGCGGGAUGCGGAUUGCCUUGGGACCCUUAAAAUUCCUUCUACCCAAAGGAAGCUGGCUCAAGGCGUGUGAAAAGGUGCACAAAUUUGCCGACGUAUACGUUGACCGAGCACUUGAGUAUCGCGAGAAGCACAAGCACGAAUUCGGCACUCAGGAAGGGCGGGUACCUCCUAAGCAACGCACUCUCCUCUACAACAUGGCCCAGCAAACAGACAACAAGACCAUCCUUCGGGACCAAAUAAUCCAAGCCAUGAUGGCAGCAACCGAGACAACCGCCUCUCUACUCAGCACCGUAAUCCACACGCUCGCCACCCAUCCCUCCAUCUUCGCGACACUCCGGGCCGAAACCAUAGCCCUAGGAGCCGAAUCACUGAGUUUUGACCGGCUGACGCGCAUCAAAUAUCUCCAAAACGUCAUCACCGAGACCCUCCGGCUUCACCCUGUCUUCCCACAAAACAACCGCGUCGCCCUACGGGACACGGUUCUCCCCACGGGCGGAGGACCCGACGGCACGGGGCCCAUCUUUGCACCUGCAGGCACUCUCUUCGACACCUGUUUCGCAACGCUGCACCGCGACAAGAAGAUCUGGGGACCGGAUGCUGACGAAUUCCGCCCGUCGCGUUGGGACGGCGACGCUGCGUUUGCUCCCUCGUCGUUCGAAUUUAUGCCCUUUGGUGCAGGCCUCCGGCAGUGUUUGGCGCAGCAGAAAGCGACCAUGGAAGUCUCUUAUAUCAUCGCGCGGAUGCUGCAGGAAUUUAAGGAGAUUAGGAGUGAGGACGACAGACCAUACCAGGCUCAGGUAGCCCUAACGGCGAAGAACGCGAACGGGUGUCUUGUAUCUCUCAUACCUGCCGCUUGAUUCACAGCAUAGAUUAUCCAAGGGCUGUAAUU